Molecule: messenger RNA, 1789 nt
Organism: Etheostoma cragini (Arkansas darter)
Lineage: Eukaryota; Metazoa; Chordata; Actinopteri; Perciformes; Percidae
Product: sperm-associated antigen 16 protein
Exons: 3
Coding region: 54-1739 (561 amino acids)
Biological process (GO): axoneme assembly
Cellular component (GO): axonemal central apparatus
Molecular function (GO): protein binding
Source: RefSeq, a predicted model, not a curated record
GUAACCAUGGCAACAGGUAAACAAGAAGCUCAGAGACUGACGAGAGAGAGAAAAUGUCGGCAAGAAGAAAAGAUAAAGCCCAGGAGGAGAACAAGGAGGAGGAAGAGAGGAGUUUCGAGGAGGAAGACUUUGAAGAGGCGGCUCCCUCCACAGCUUCUAGAAGACACCCCGGGCCACCCGAACAACAGAGCGUCGCCGAAAUCCCGGAGGCGGUGGACGACUUCCUGAGGAACUUCCUCCGCAGGGCCGGCCUGACUCGAACUCUGAGCCGCUUCGAGGCCGAGUGGUACGGCUCAGCGCAGAAGCUCCUCCCGGUGGCAGCGACCGGCUGCUCGUUCGUCCCCGAUGCUCUCACACACGGGCAGCUCCUCCAGAGCGAGCUGGAGAAGGUCCGCAGAGACACGGACCUGCUCCGACAGGAAGUGCUGGCGGCGGGGGAGGCGCUGGUCAGGAUGCAGAGGGAGAGGGAUUUCCACCGGCUACAGUACCGACGAGUCGCGGGGGACAAAAACCGGCUGAUAGAGGACUUUAAAGAGAUGAAGAAACACCUGGAGUCUUACGAGCCGGCGCUGAGGCAGCUGGAGGACAAAUAUCAAGCCGCUCUGAGGCACAAAAUGCUCAUCAGUUUAAAAAAGGACCGAGUUCAAAGCACCACGGACGCAAGACAGAAUCAGGAAAAAAAACUAAUUACGAAAGAGAAAAGCAACAAAAAGAGCUACAGCGCUGAGAAGUCGACAGCAAAAAGCCCCAUAAGCAACAGACAUCCGAAGGACACAGACUUCCCCGCCUGCAGCCGCCUGGGGAACCCUCACCUGGCUCAGGUGGGAUUUCAGAAAGGCAGAAGCCCCGGUUCCUUCAGUCUGUCCCAUUCCUUCAGAGCCCACGAGCUUCCCAUCAGCUGCAUAGACCUCCAUCCACGGAAGCGGAUCCUGGCUUCCGCCAGUGAUGACCGCAGCUGGAGGCUGUGGGUGCUGCAAGCCAACGGAGAGAAGGUUGCUGAGAUGGUGCUGACAGGCGAGGGUCACUGUGAUUGGCUGUCUGGCUGCAGCUUUCACCCUGACGGGACAAAACUGGCAACAACCAGUGGAGACUCUAUGGUGCGUCUCUGGGAUUUCUCUCGUGGCCGCUGCGUGUUGACGCUGUCCGGUCACAGCCAGCCCACCUGGGGCUGCUCCUUCCACGCGUGCGGCCAUUUCCUGGCUUCCUGCUCGGCUGACAGAACCGCCAAGCUGUGGGACCUGAACAGCCGGCGCUGCCGCCUCACGCUGCGCCGCCACACUGCUUCCGUCAACAGCGUCUGCUUCCUGCCCUCCUCCAACCUCCUCCUCACCUGUUCGGCUGACAAAAGCCUCGCCGUGUGGGAUGCCAGAGUGGGUGUCUGCAGCUCCGCCUUCCACCAGCACCCCUGCAACCACGCCUCCUCCAACCCGGCAGGCGACGUCCUGGCCUCCUGCGACUCCCACGGCAUCGUCAACCUGUGGGACAUCAGGAAAACUGCGGCAGCCGUGGCCACGGUAGACGCCGGGCCGUCGGCGGCCAACCAGGUGGUGUUCAGCCCCUCGGGGAAGAUGCUAGCGGUCGCCAGCAGCGACGGUCUGGUCAGACUGGUGGAGGUGGGUUCGUGCCUGGCGAGCAGCCUCUCGGGACACGGGGACGGCGUGCAGAGUGUCGCGUUCGAUCACACGGGGGAGACUGUGAUGUCAGCAGGGAGUGAUGGACUGAUUAACAUCUGGGCGUGACAUAACGGGAAUGCAAACCUUUGAAGUAAAACCAGCUGAUAACUGUUUGG